Molecule: messenger RNA, 2786 nt
Organism: Enhydra lutris kenyoni (northern sea otter)
Lineage: Eukaryota; Metazoa; Chordata; Mammalia; Carnivora; Mustelidae
Product: CD1d molecule
Exons: 6
Coding region: 1-945 (314 amino acids)
Biological process (GO): antigen processing and presentation, exogenous lipid antigen via MHC class Ib; immune response; antigen processing and presentation, endogenous lipid antigen via MHC class Ib
Cellular component (GO): external side of plasma membrane
Molecular function (GO): endogenous lipid antigen binding; exogenous lipid antigen binding; lipopeptide binding
Source: RefSeq, a predicted model, not a curated record
AUGUGUGCAGGGGUGCGGGUGGGGGGUGAUGAAGCUGGCAGCAUGGGAGGAAUCGUGUUAGGGCUGACCUGUCUGCCUUUGUUCAUGCAGGGAGAUCUGGGAGGACCCCCUGAGAAAAUGACGUUUGAGCAGAGAUCUGGGCCCUGGGCGCGGAGCGGGUUCAGCGAGCCGCAGUGGGACCGGCUGCAGCAGAUACUUCGGGUGUACCGCCGGAGCUUCACCAGGGACGUGCGAGAAUUCGUCAAGAUGCUGCGGCUGGACUAUCCCUUUGAGAUCCAGCUGUCUGCUGGAUGCGAGCUGUGCCCCGGGAACACCUCGGAAAGCUUCUUCCAUGUGGCAUUUCAAGGAAAAGAGAUCAUGAGUUUCCAAGGAACUCAUUGGGUGCCAGCCCCCGAUGCCCCCUCUUGGGCAGGCAGGGCCACCAAAGAGCUCAAUCAGGACCAGGGGACCAGAAAGACCCUUCAGUGGUUCUUAAAUGACACCUGCCCGCAGUUUGUCAGAGGCCUCCUGGAGGCAGGGAAGUCGGAGCUGGAGAAGCAAGUGAAGCCCGAGGCCUGGCUGGCCACUGGCCCCCAUCCCGGUCCCGGCCGUCUGCUGCUGGUGUGUCACGUCUCUGGCUUCCACCCGAAGCCCGUGUGGGUGAUGUGGAUGCGGGGUGAGCAGGAGCAACAGGGCACCCAGCGAGACGACGUCCUGCCCCAUGCUGAUGGGACGUGGUAUCUCCGAGUGACCCUGGAUGUGGAGGCCCGGGAGGCGGCCAGUCUGUCCUGCCGAGUGAGACACAGCAGUCUGGGAGGCCAGGACAUCAUCCUCCACUGGGAGGGGAGCCACUCCUCCACGUGGCUGAUCCCGGUGGCCAUACUGGGGUCCCUCCUGAUGAGUGGAUGCGUUGGAUGCUUAGUCCUCUGGUGCAGGAAGCGCGGCUCCUAUCAAGGCAUCCUGUGACUGUGGUCGCUGCACCUGUCUUUCUGGGACUCAGGACCCCAACUGCCCAGGUUGUCAGCUCAGCAGCUGAGGUUGAAAGGAGAGGUGCCUUGAAGAAGCAGAGAACACAGGGCAGCUCUCAUUACAUCCUUUAAACAUUUUAUCUAAGAUGACUGAAGUUCUUUUUCUGUAUACUGCAAGUUUAUAAACUCCUAUGGUUCUAUAAAAAUAGACGUGCAAAUGUCCAGGGACAGGCAGAUACAGGCUGGGGUGUAAUGUCGUGUGUGGUCACCGUGUGGAUGGUAUGAUCUGCAGUGAGCUGGGAAGUGCUUGCUCCUGGGGAAGCAGGUCCAGCUGUUGCCAACAGUAGAGGAAGAACUACCAACAAAAUGAAGGAGUUUCUAAAAAUAGGACCCUGGCUUGGCUGUGGCCUACAUUUUUCAAGAGAAGCAGACGCCUGGAUUUUCGUGUGAGCCUGCCUGAUAUAGGAAUGUGCACUGAAGCUUUUACAAAAUGUUUGGGACACCCCAGAUACAUCUCUGUUUCUUGAUGGCAAUGUGGGGGCUUCUUGGAUAAAAGUUUGGCCUAAAUGACAAAUUGGUAGUUUUAGGGCAGGGUUUCUUUUGUGAAUUUGGAUUUAUAAAGGGGGACAUUUUCUUCUUUAAAAGAAAGUUAAGUUGUAAGGAACAGAUGUUUCUUCAGAUUUUAUUUGGCGUAACUGAUUUAUAAGGAGAAAUCAUAAUGUAUGUCUAUUAGAGAGGAAAAUAGUUACUCUGGGUAGGGGUGUUUCCAGUGACCAGUUGCUUUUUUCACAUCGGAGGAGGACAGUCAUAAGGUGUCUCUGCAAACAGGCCCCCCCCACUUACAGCUCUUAAGUGGGACAAUGCUCGGGAAGGGGUGAAGCCACUUGGGCAGCUGUGGGCUGCGCAGACCAGCACCGGCCGUCUGCCCUGUUCCUAGUUAAUGAUCCUUGAACAUCCAGAAAACAUGGGACUAAACCUUCAGAGAGUCUUUGCUUGAGAAAAUUAAGAUUUGGCCUCACUGGUCGAGCCUCGGGUGUGGGUGAAGAUCUUGCCAGUUCCUGAACCGGUGGUUCCCAACUGUGACGUCCUGACCAGCAGCCUCAGCACCACUGGGAACUGGCACAUAGUCUGGACCCCGUCUCAGACUUCCUAAAUGAGAAAUGGGAGUGGGGUCCCGUGUGACCUGUCUGGAGUUUCAGCCGCUGUGCUUUGGGUCAUGCUGUGCUACAGAUUCCUCAGAAUGGUAAGUGAAAAUAAUGGCCUGGGUUAUUCAGGGAAGGCUUUCUGGAAGGGGCAUCUGACCCAGGACUUGCACAGGUAGUGAGGAAACCAGUGCACUGGGUCCGGACACCAGAGUUCUGGCCUCGGAGUCAGUGUCCUCCUGCGUCUAGUGGAACCAGGCAGCAGAUCCUCAGUCCGGCAUGAACCUGCUGGUGCCUCGGUCUUGGAUGGCCUCCAGACCCGUGAACUGGGAGUGAUGCAUUUCCAUUGCUCUUCAGCCACUCCUUGGACGGCGUUUUGUCAACGCAGCCUGCACGGCCUGAGACGAUGAUCUCACAGAGGGUAGGGAGCACAUGUGUGCCUGUGUGUGGUUGUCUGCAAUGCCUUCAAACCAUGGGCCUCUUACUGUCUUUGGCGUCUCCCCCCCUCACCCCCCAAGCCAUGCUGUUCAGCUUAGCUUCCUCCAGCAGCAUCCGGGCUAUGAACCCGACCCGACAGGCUGUGUUCCUAGGGCGAGAGUGGUAAACGCCCUUCUGAAAUUGUUUUGGAAAUGCUUCAGCAUGGACUUACAGAAACUCUGGUUUUUUUUUAAAGAAAUUGAUUUAUUUUGGAAAUAAA